Molecule: messenger RNA, 723 nt
Organism: Penaeus monodon (black tiger shrimp)
Lineage: Eukaryota; Metazoa; Arthropoda; Malacostraca; Decapoda; Penaeidae
Gene: shop
Product: sulfite oxidase, mitochondrial-like
Exons: 5
Cellular component (GO): mitochondrion
Molecular function (GO): heme binding
Source: RefSeq, a predicted model, not a curated record
UUUUUGUUUGAUGAUAACCUAUUAACUUGCAGAUUACCCCCAAAGCUAUGUGCUGGCAUCAGUGUGGUGAGUAACCGAUACAAACAUAGCCACUGGGAACACCAUGGGGAUGGAUCAAGCAAAGGACAUCGGGUAUAUUUGCAGAACUCUGCUGUUGCAGGUUUGAUUGGGGUAGGGGCUGGAGUCGCCCUGUGGCUCAACUCUCAUCAUUCUGCAGAAGCAGCCAGUUUACUCACAACAGACCAAGAGGUUUCUUCCUUUGGGGCUUAUCACGAUGGUCUACCAGAAUACACACUCGACGAGGUGUCCAAACAUGCAACUAUGAAGGACAGGGUGUGGGUGGCAUAUCGACAUGGGGUUUAUGACAUUACGGAUUUUAUCCAAGAACAUCCAGGUGGAGACAAAAUCCUGAUGGGUGCAGGAGGUUCUGUUGAACCUUUCUGGGCCCUGUAUGCCGUUCAUAAGAACCCGCAUGUGCUAGAGUUGUUCGAGAAGUACAGGAUUGGAAACUUGUCUUCAAGUGAUGUUGGUGCUCAUGUGAAAGACAUGGAUGACCCUUACGGCAACGAGCCUCGUAGACAUGUCGCCUUAAAGCCUUCAUCAAAAAAGCCUUUCAACGCUGAACCUCCUCUCGUCUUGCCGGACAUGAUAUUGAUCAAGGAAUGGUACACGCCCCUUGAAAUCUUCCAUGUCGCGAUUGCACGCAAUGCAACUAUUCUAUAA